Messenger RNA from Rotaria sp. Silwood1, 348 nucleotides. The record is from the annotation of a GenBank genome assembly. Lineage: Eukaryota; Metazoa; Rotifera; Eurotatoria; Philodinida; Philodinidae.
AUGUUAUCAAUUUCAAUGAUAUUAGUAUGGUACUUAGACGAUGGAGAAAUCGUCGAUGAAGAAAUCGUCGAUAAAGAAAUCGUCGAUGGAGAAAUCUUCGAUGGAGGAAUCGUCGAUGGAGGAAUCGUCGAUGGAGAAAUCUUCGAUGGAGAAAUCGUCGAUGGAGGAAUCGUCGAUGGAGGAAUCGUCGAUGGAGAAAUCUUCGAUGGAGGAAUCGUCGAUGGAGGAAUCGUCGAUGGAGAAAUCUUCCAUGGAGGAAUCGUCGAUGGAGGAAUCGUCGAUGAAGAAAUCUUCGAUGAAGAAAUCGUUGAUGGAGGCGUUGUCUUUAUUAUUUCAUUUGUUUUUUGA